ACCUGUCCCGCGGUGCACAGCCCGCACACCCCAGCCAGGUUCUGGUGCCGGUCCCGGUGCCCUCCGCACCCCGCAGAGCCGUGCCCGUCUGCCUACACGGGCGCAUAGGUUCGCGUAUACCUGCGCGUGCGGCGCAGCCCGGGCGGCAGGCUCCCGGCGCUCGCUGCUCCCUCCCUCCGUUCCCUCGCUCCCUCCCCGCCGCCGGGCAGAUGGGAAGAAGGUGCGAGGUGAGGGGGAGCGGGUUUACAAUUUCAAACGCGGCCUCCCCGCGGAGGGCUUCAUUAGCAUAUGUCAGGGGGACCGCCGUAUAUAUAUAUACACGCGGGGCGUAUAAACACCACCCGCCGCUCUGCCUUGCACUGGCUCGGCUCCCCAUGCUUGGGGCCCGGCCGCGAAGCCCCACAUGCCCGCUGGGAGAGGCCGGCAGCCGUCCGCCGCCGCCUCGUCCUAGUCCGCUCGCUCCGUGCCCCCAUGGCUCCGCUGGCCGAAGUGGGGGCCCUCCUGGGCGGCCUGGACGGUCUGGGGCAGCCGGUGGGCGCCCACUUCCUACUGCCGCCCGCCGGGGAGCGCCCGGCGCUGCUGGGGGAGCAGCGGGGUCCCGCGGAGCGGGCGGCGGCGGCGGCGGAGUUGGCUCACUUGCAGGGCAUCCUGCGGCGGCGGCAGCUCUACUGCCGCACCGGCUUCCACCUGCAGAUCCUGCCCGACGGCAGCGUGCGCGGCACCCGCCAGGACCACAGCCUGUUCGGUAUCCUUGAAUUCAUCAGUGUAGCAGUGGGACUGGUCAGCAUAAGAGGUGUAGACAGUGGCCUUUACCUUGGAAUGAAUGAGAAGGGAGAACUCUAUGGCUCUGAGAAACUAACUUCUGAGUGCAUCUUCAGGGAACAGUUUGAGGAAAACUGGUACAACACUUACUCCUCCAAUGUGUACAAACACGGAGAUUCUGGGCGGCGAUACUUUGUAGCACUUAACAAAGAUGGUACUCCCAGAGAUGGAGCAAGGUCCAAAAGACACCAGAAGUUCACACAUUUCCUGCCCAGACCUGUGGAUCCUGAAAGAGUUCCAGAACUGUAUAAAGAUGUGCUAGGAUACAGCUGAGGGGAGAGGGACAUUUGGAAAGAAAAUCAAACCAGUGAUAUUUCAUCUUACCUAUUUUCACAUGACAAUACUGGCACAAGAGAUUUGGAGAAGCUACUCUGUGAUAGACAGACCCCUAUUUUCCAAAGUUUGCAUUUAGGAGACAAAGCCUUAAAACUGACUGCUGACCAGCCUCCUUCAAACUUGCUGAACUGUGUGGCAACCAGUAACAAGAGGGAAGUUGGAGUGUGACUUUCUUAAAAGUUACAAACUCUUGGUGAUUUUGUCUGGACUACUUAUGGCCCAUAAAUUAUCAAAAAAACCUACUUACAUCGUGUGGAUCCAACAAUGACUGGAAGAAAUAAAGAUAUAUAAACUGUAAUACAGUUAAAAACAAAACAAAACACCAAUAAUCUUGAACUGCAUAUGAAGUUUUGGUGGCUUCACUUCAGUGAUGGACUUUAGAUGUCAGUGCAUCAUAAUCAGAGCUGGAACUUUUCUUCUGGAUGGACCUAUUUAUACAACUUCAGAUAGCAUAUAUUUAUUUUAUAUAUUUAUUUAUUACAGAGUUUAUUUUUUACUGGGAUAUGAAGAGAAUACAAGCCCCUAACCCCAAUGAGAAAUCAUUUACAGUGCCAAUACUUUCACAGUAGUGUCAUGAUACAGAAACGGCACUACACUGCAUCUCAAACCUGAAUAUUCAGAUUUCAUUGUCUAUUAGUUACAGAUAAGGCUAUAUUUUGUGCUCAUACCAUUGCUUUAUGACAAACCUUGUUUUGGAAAGAGUAUUCAGUUUGUUGGUUUUUUGUUGUUUUUUUUUUUUGACCUAUGAAAGUGCCUCGCAGAUCUGUACUGAAUUCAAAUGCACAUUCGAAAAAGAGAAUUAAAAAUGAUUUCACUUUA
Messenger RNA from Phasianus colchicus (ring-necked pheasant), 1977 nucleotides. It is a transcript of the gene FGF20, whose product is annotated as fibroblast growth factor 20. Gene Ontology annotation, molecular function: growth factor activity. NCBI's taxonomy places the organism in Eukaryota, Metazoa, Chordata, Aves, Galliformes, Phasianidae. The record is from RefSeq and is a predicted model, not a curated record.